AUGCUUUGUUCAGCGCGGUGUUCGUGCUUUCUCUGUCGCGAACUACAAUCUUGCCGUGCUGCCGACUCUCGGAAACCACCGCAAAAGUACAACAUGUGUGACAAUUUUAUUCUUAAAAAAGCUGACGCGUGGGAGCCCAUGAAAUUCAUCAGAGGGGCUGCGAGACUCUCUGUCCGUCACUGGCAGAAUCGAGAACCACCAGCUUCUGCCAAAACACGCGCUCCAACACAUAAAUCCACCAGCUGUGAACAACUGUAUCCACCUGUCGAGGAGAAUGGACCGUAUGGCAUACGAAAGGCUCCCAGUUCAGACAGAAUGAAACAAAGUGAUCAUAAACUAUUUAAACUACUUGGCAACUCUCGUUCUAAAAAGUUAAGUGAAUCAGAAACUAACAAAAAAAGUGUUUUGAACUUCAGAAAAAAUGAAUCUUCUAAUACUAGGAAUGUCCAUGAAAAAUAUAUACCACUGGCGAAAAACUCUACUUCCUUGGAGCACAUCUACAGUGAACCGAAAGCCUGGAACUCACAAAGCGAUGAAUGUUGUAAGCCCCCUGUUUAUCAAAGUAAUGAGAAGAAGCAACCUGAAAAUAAAUGUGAUAAAAAGUCUUUCAGCAAUCGUCCUCCAUGCUACGAUGAGUUAGCGAAAAGAUUAUGCCAGGACAAAAAUAAAAAUCAACAGUCAACUAGUGGACUAGCUAAUAAAAUAACUCAAAACAAUAAUAAAGUUGUAAUUUAUUUUGGUGAUUCGCUUAUUCGGAAGCACAACGAAGAAAACCCUGUUGUUCCGGCCGAGAGUAAUCCAGAAGAAGUUAUCUAUGCAAACGGAGAAAUGGAAAACGUUGAUAGAUCUAAGGCUGAUGUAGAUAAAGGUGGAGGGACCCAGCUAGUUUCCGAAAUACAGGUCCCAGAAGAAAUUUAUUGUGAGAUAAAGACUGAAGAAGUUCAAGAAAUCUCAGGAACUGUUGCAAUUAACAAUGCAACCUAUAAAAAAGAUUUAAAAGAAACAGUGAGUUCUGAUGGAUUUUUGAUUGUAGAGUUCGAAGGAAACUUCGAAAGAGCUCGACAGUUAGUUGAGAUUAUGCAUGGGUCUGAUGAGCAUCACGAGGCUACAGUGCUCGAUGAUGAAGAGCAGUGUGACUGGAGCUUUAUUCAAGAUUGGAGAAAAAGGCCUUCGAGUGGUGGACGUCCGACAGAAGAGGGAUGGUGCGGUGCGGGCGUGUCCGGAGCCCGCGCGCUGCGCGUGCGAGUAGCGAGCGCCGCGCCCGCACACGCGCGCCGACUGUCGCCGCCGCCGCACGCGCAUCGCGCCACCACGCCACCGGUACCGACGCACUCAGACCCACCUUCAAAACCAAAUCCUGAAGAAACCCAAGAGCCGGAGAGUCCAAGCACGGCACAAUUGAAGGCAGUGGCUGCAGUGUCGCAGAUCACUGUGGCCAGCGCCCCCGUCCGGAGUGCCCCGGUACAGAACAGCUAUGCCCUGGAGAGGCGAGUGAAAACCGAGCAGACCAUCGCUGAACCAGCUCCCGCUCAGGUAAACAAGAAUGGAGGUCGAGAGUGUAACAGCAGUUCUGAUGAGAAUCGUUCUUCGGGGCACGCCUCGAUGUCGGACAGCGGAGGAGGGGGGGAAGCAGCCCGCGAGGAACCGAGGCGCUCCAAGCAGGUUCCGCAUGCUAGGACGAAGCACCGGCCGCACAACAAGCUGCAGUCACCAUGGCCAGGGGGCGGAGGGCUUGAAGACAUCCGGUCUGCCAUCAAGCAGUUGACUCUCAGAUCACGAGACAGCAGCAGCACAGCGACAAGUGGAGCUUCGAGUGCUGGCGGGGGCAGUAACAAUGGAGCUCAGGAUAACGGCAGUGCAGCAGAUGCUCGACGACGUCGCGUUCCGCUGGUCCGGCAGCCGUCACUUGACACCAACGUGACCAGUGCCGACGAGUUCGUCUGGGUCGACUCACAUAAUAGGCUAGUCGAGCUCCGGUGCGUGCCGUGGAGUGCGGGCGACAUCUCGCGAGCGCUGCAGACGGGUCGAUGCCGUGACGUCGCCGGGCGCUUCUCCACUGACGCUCCGCCCCGCCUCGCCUACCUCUUGCAACGCGCAUUAGUUCGAGUUGCACGUGAAGCGCAGCGUCUGUCACAGAACUUCGGGUUCUGUUCGAAGCACGAGGUGGCCGGCGCUUUCCGGGUUAUUCUCAGCACACCCUUAGCUGAAUCUUGCAUAAAGGGAUGUCAGCGAGCGGCAACGAUGUACGCGACGUCUGGUGGCGCGGCGCGCAGACUGGGAUCAGCAACGCGUGCGCGCACCAGCCUGGUGCCUGGCCGCUUCCUGCGCUGGAUGCUGGACGUUCGCGUCGCAUCCUUCGUACACGAAUACGCUGCGAUAUAUUUAUGCGCUGGCAUAGAAACUCUACUAGAAGAGAUAGUUGUGAUAGUUGGCGCUGCAGCAGCCAACUCCCCGAUAACUCCAGCCAGCAUCGACCACGCCGUCGCAAACUGCGCCCACUUGUGGGGACUCCUACAGCCCUACAGUCAUCUAAACGCUGGCAGAAUAGCAUCCGGUGCAUUGUCACUGUCUCGGUGGGAGUCAAUGAGCUCCUUGGGCUCAGGAUCCGGUUCAUCAUCAGGCGCUCCAAGACCUGAACAUAAGCAACUAGGCCUUAGUCAUGAUUCCGGCAUAACCACAGGAGGCUCUGGCACUUCGGGUUCAAACACCAGUUCGGGCACAUCAUCGUCGGUCAGUUCUGGUGCGUCGGUGUUACUCACCACAUGCGCCGGGUCUGCUGCGGAGUUGAGAGCUGUACUCCGACAACUGGGUUCGCGACACCCGCCGCUGUCUCCGCAGGCUGAGCGAGCGCUGUACUACUUCAUGAGGUGCUCUCAGUUGGAGCACAGCACGAGCGGGUCGGGUGCGGGCGCGGGCGCUGCGUGCGGCGGCACCACGGCCGGCGGCCUGUGGGGCGAGCGCGGGGCGGGAGCGCUGCCGCCGCUGGGCGAGUGGGUGAGGGUGGCGCGAGCACAUGCGGCGCUGCGGCCGCCGCCCGCCGUGCCCGAUGCCGACGAUGUGCUGCAGGCCGCGCGCCUGCUGCUGCCGCACGCCGACUGUCCUCCGCGCCCCGUCACGUUAGAGGAAGCCAUAGAACCAGCAUGGUCUCGCUGCAGCCGCACUGGGGAGGAGUUAAGUCGCGCAGCACUGGGUCUGGCACAGCGGGCACUGCUGAGCGGACGUCCAGAGUUCCUCGGAGGAGUGCGAACGUUGCUGCCGCAGGGAGUGAACGCGACCGACGCGGCGGGGCUCACCGCGUUGAUGAAGGCGGCCUUGGCGGGAGACGAACAAGUCGUAGCGAUGUUGCUGGAAGCUGGUGCCGACCCCAACAUAGAGACCCCAGGAGCUGGGGCGCAACCUAACGCAUUACUGUCCCCUCGAUCCAACGGGAACUCUCCUUCUACGACCUCACCCAGGCAGUCGUCUCCUGCCAAUAGUUAUACACCGCCCACUGCUGGUUGGACAGCACUGGUAUAUGCAUGUAGCGGCGCAGGCGCAGGUUGUGUGGGGGCCGUCGAGGUGGCCAGGAGGUUGCUUGCUGCGGGUGCCAGGGUCGAUGGAGCUCCAGCCAGCGGGGAGGAUGUCUGCACCCUCACACCCUUACAGGUAGCGUGUGGUGUUGGAAAUUUGGAGCUAGUACAACUGCUGCUGUCUCACGGCGCGGAUCCCUUCCUCUCCACGCAGCUCAAUGACGCCCUUUGCUACUCCGCCGCGGCGCAAUACGGUUGUUACAGUGCCGUAGCGGUGUGCUGCACGCACGGCAGGCGCGCAUGCCUGCGGGCGGCGGUGCGGGGCGCGGGGGGCGGAGGCCGCGCCGUGUUGUCGCUGGAGGAGGUACUGGCGGAGGGAGCACUGUCCACGUCACGGCCGCCGCCCUUCUCCAAGCAGCAGCAGAGGGCGCUGCAGGACGCGAUGUACUGCGCCGCUGAGACCGACCAUCUUGAUAUAACCUUGGAGUUGAGAACUCUGGGUGUGCCGUGGUCCCUGCACGCCUGGACUCUCUCUCUGGCCGCCGCCGCCGAAGCCUCGCUGGAUCACGUCAUAGAUCAACUUCUACAAGAUUUCCUACAGGUUUGUCCGUCAGACGACAGCCAUUACAGCAAACAGUUUAUAUACGAGUGUCUCCCCCUGCUUUUCAAUAUCCUGAGAUACAGCAAGAAGGAAGGCACCGUGUUGCUACUAGCGGACAUCCUGUGCGCGUGCUACGGCUGGGAGGCGGUGCCCCCCGUGCGCACUCCGCCCCCCGCGGCGCCCGCACCCGCGCGUGUAGACCUCUCGUAUGUCAACAACCCCUCGCUUGCGGAUGUCACCUUCAGAGUUGAAGGCAGACUGUUCUACGGCCACAAGAUAGUGCUAGUGACGGAGUCGCCCCGUCUGCGAGCGAUGCUAGCCCCACCCCGCGCCUCGCACGAGGCACUUCCAGCCACCAACACCGCGUCUACACCUGCGCCGCCACUCGUGCAGAUCAACGACAUUAGAUAUCAUAUCUUUGAGCAAGUAAUGAAGUACCUAUACUCGGGUGACUGCUCCACGCUGGACAUCCCUGAAGCGGAUGUGCUGGAGGUACUGGCAGCCGCAUCGUUCUUCCAACUGCUGCCACUGCAGAGGCAUUGCGAAGCGCGCGCCGCUAAGUCCGUGGACCUACACAACCUCGUCUCCGUCUAUAUUCAUGCUAAGGUGUAUGGCGCUACGCAACUCCUUGAGUACUGCCAAGGAUUUCUGCUGCAGAACAUGGUGGCGCUGCUAACUUAUGAUGACUCUGUCAAAAGGCUUCUGUUUGGCAAGCGGCUGCCUGGCCACAACGUACUCGGGGCUUUGCUGGGAACGCUACAGAAGAGAAUUGAGUCCAGAAAGAACCAAGCAAAGAACAGAUAGCGACUAUGUUAUUAAUAAACGCGAAGUAAAGUUAUUCCAAAUUUCAAACUUUUUGUCUUUAAAAUAUCCAAAAAAGGCAAUCUGUUGUUGCUUUCUUUUUCAAAUGUGCAAUGCAAAUAUUUUACCGUGGGUAACAUUUUGUCUUUAUCUCACCUUUGUACAUGACACAGAGAAGUAAUUUUGAACUUGGAGUAACUUUUCAUUGCCUUUAAUAAUAAGACAGUUAAUGUUUAGUUUUGUAUUGAUAGCUUUUUUAUUUUAUAAAUAUUUAUAGAAAGGUUUUUCUAUUGUUGUGACGUUGUAUUUUUAUAACCAUUCGGUAGGUACUAAAGGGUCCGUAUCGAUUAGAGACCUACAAUGUCUGUCACUUCUUCUUAGUGGUUAGUUAGAUCUAGAACGAGUUAAAACAUGUCUGAGGACCGCCAUGAAUCUAUGAUAAAUCGGCUAAUAUUUGCGUGCAAGUAGAUGGGAAACUUGACUUAUGUUUACUCUGUCCUCGUAAAAAUUAAUUGCGUUAAAUUGAAUAAGAAAUCGAUAAAAACACUAGUUAUACAAAAAAAUAACUUAUCAAACUGCCUUAAACAAUAUGAAGUUCAAUUUAGGUUAUGUGUCAGAUUUUUUUUUCAUGUUUUUUUUGUCAAGUCUUUGAAACUAGUGGAUGGAUUCAAUACCUAUAUAUUACAGAAUUCGAUAGAGUGACUAACAAACAAAUUCAUUAUGAGAUUUUAAUUUAUAGGAUUAGGUUAUAAAUUAAAUAUCCAAAAAUGACUUAAUUAUGGAUAGUGUAAAUAAAAUGAAUUAAGUAAGUACCUAAGUAUAUAAAUAUUCAUAAGAAUUAUUUUAUAUUAUUUUAUUGUUGUCUUUAAAACAAUUUUAAAUUUUAAUUGUUUAUAUAUACAUUUUAUCAUAAACAGUGAUACUUCUAAUCUUUUUAUGUAUGCUUUUAUGGAUAUUCAGUGGUAGGUUUAUCUAUUGCUACCAUCGUUUUCGUCAUAGAGAUGUAAAUAAGAAAGAAAUUCCUAUUUAGAUUCUUUGGCUAUAUGCUGCAUUUCUAUCAUAAUUAUUAAUAAUAUAUUUGUAUUCGGGCAGAGGACUAUGAUUUACAAUUAUGCGAAAUUGCUGACCAGGGGAUGAAAAUAAGCAAGACUUGCAAGACAGAUUAUUACCUAUGCAUACUUACUGUGCAUUUAAUUAUAGCCCUAGCCUCUAUGAGAAGACAUAUUACAAUGUGGUUGUGCAGUGCAAGGUACUGUUGAGUAGGUACUUAAAAAAAUAUUAUUCUUAAUCAAUUUAUCGUUUUUUAUUUAUUUAUGUGUUUAAAUGGACACAGUAGGAAAUAAAAAGUUGCCUAUUUAACUUUUUAAAAUCACUUGCUUACCGGCAUUUGCAUACCUCUCCCCUCCACACCUCAUCUCGCCGCUCCUAUUCCUUCCACAACUCUCCUCUCCACAGCUCUUCCCCCACAACUCUCCUCAUCGAAACUCUCCUCUGCACUCAAAAAAUCUCUUGUCUGCACCUCUCCCCUUCACACCUCUCCUCUCCGUUAUUCUCCCCUCUACAUCUCUCAUCUCUGUACCUCUCCACUCAAAACGUCUCACCUCUACACCUCUCCACUCAAACAUCUCUCCACAUCUCGUCCUCCCACUUCGUGCCCGUCCUUACCUAGCCUUCCCCUGCGCCCCUCUUCUGCCCACGUACGCACCUAGCCUUCCCUCCUCCGCACCACGCCUCUCCGCCUGACACUUUGAAACUCUUUUCUUGCGUUAAGGCGACACUAAAUGCCAGCGACCUUGAGCGAUAUGAGUUCACGGCUGCCGGCCCGCCAUCUAUGUAACAAAGCCAAUAUUUUCAAAAUACUUGGGUGGAAAACAGUUUAUAUGCUUACAAUCCUCGUUUUUCAAUACUAAUCUGAAUAAAUGAACCUACACAAAAAAGUACAAGCUAUAAGAAUAACUUUAACUGAGAGAAAUACCAGAAAAAUGCGUCACGCCUUGCCAAAAAACUUGUUUAACUUCAAAGAAAAGUGGUAGUUCAAAAAGGAUCGGACGUGUUAACUAUAACCAACAGCAAACAUUAGAAAUAAGACUUAAGGAUAUGUGUAACAGGAUUAAGUAGUGUUCAUAGCUCGAAAUGCUAUACUUUCACCACAAACACCAUGUUUGCGUGUUUUCUGCUUACUCUUCGCCUUAAAUUAAUUAAUUUCUGAAAGCUUCUUUUAGCUGUAUAUUACUGCUGUAAAUAUUAUGGUAAGACGAAAGUAAACAUUAUCUAAUCAAAAAUAAUGAUAAUGUGUGAAUAGGUAUGUGUAAUAAUAAUUGUCUGUUUCAUUUGUUUGGGAAACAAAAAGUACAGCCUUAAGUAAUAUAAUUAACCUUUUGUAUCUAAGAAUGUAUUAUUGACUAAAUAUUGAGAAUUGAAAUAUUAUAUAAAACUAUUAAUCUUUGUAACUAUUGUUAAUAAAGUUUUUUUUAAACUAAGAAA
Messenger RNA from Leptidea sinapis, 7395 nucleotides. RefSeq names its product ankyrin repeat and BTB/POZ domain-containing protein 2. The transcript has 24 exons. Gene Ontology annotation, molecular function: protein heterodimerization activity. Lineage: Eukaryota; Metazoa; Arthropoda; Insecta; Lepidoptera; Pieridae. Bases 1 to 4914 code for a protein of 1637 amino acids. The record is from RefSeq and is a predicted model, not a curated record.